AUGACUUUCGAUUACGGGGAGCCGUCAAAUGCUCCGAGCUACAAUCUGCAAUCCGAAAGCCGAGGAUUAAAUGGGUCGCACCAGAAUCAGUUUCCGAAGAUGGAAUUUCUUCCGGGAACACGUUUUCCUGGUGGCAAAAUCGGUCCUGGAGGCCAAAUGAUCCCGCAGCCAACUCCUCCACCGUAUAAUCUCCAGAAUAACCACUCAUCAUCAAGCCCUGGUUUCUCCCCCUCAAAUUUGGACACCACAGCGUUCAGCCGUCCUCCCAUUUCUGCCCCCGCAAAUCCUUACUCGAUGCAGAGCCAACUACCGCGCGUUCCCGACCCCUUGAUGGAGAACAACUACAAUAAUUUGAUGCAGAAUAACCUGCUUCCAGCACAUCUGCAUCAUCAUGCGCCGGGCGGGCAUCCUCUUCAACCCGCGUUCAAUGCUCAUCACCAGCACCCAGGGCAUCACCCAACUCCCCAUGCUCAUCCACUUCAACAUCCUCAUAAUAAUCGCUCCCUUCAAAAUCAAAACGGCGUCGGCCAGCUGUACAACUCGAUGAUGUAUGAUUACAGCGGCGCCGACUAUAACUACGUCCGCCCACCUCCCCAGCCACAACGACCCUCCUUCUUCAUGGAUGAAGACAUCCGAGAGCGACUCCUAAACCAACAGUUCCUUUGCCAACUUAGUCUCCAUGACAGUGGCGAGGAGCUGCGACUGCCACGAGAAGUCAAUACGUAUCACCUGACAGAAAAAGGAAGUAUCCUCACAAAUUCUUAUCACGAGCUGUAUCCACUGAAAAAAGAGCAAAAAUCAUCUACACUUCAUCCCAUGGUCACAUCAUUAUUCCGGGCGAAUAAUAGAGACGGCCUGCAAUACACCCUCAAACGAAUACACGCCUGUACAAGUGUUUCAAGGUCCGGGCAACAAACGAUAGAUAAGUGGAAGAGUAUUCGCCACGCAAAUAUUGUCCGUCUUCAUGAAGUUUUCACGACGAAAGCUUUCCAAGACAACUCAUUGGUGUUAAUCUACGAUUUUCAUCCAGCAGCAGAGUCGGCACUCGAUCUUUUCUUCCGACAAUCGCACCAUAUGGGCCCGAAGCACAAACCUCUCUUGAAAGAGAGUGUUAUUUGGUCCCUUAUCAUACAAAUUACUUCUGCUCUUAGAACGAUUCACGCGCAUGGACUUGCCUACCGAUGUCUGGAACUAUCGAAGAUAAUUUUUAUUGGCAAAAAACGAGUGAAACUAGCCGGAAUAGCAGUGACCGAUCUUCUCCAAGGAACUGGAGAGAGUCUAGCGAGGAAUCAGCAACGAGAUCUAACUAGCCUUGGCUACGUUAUUUUGUCUCUCACGUCAAAUAAUCUGAUCAAAGGGCAUCAUGAGCAAAUCGGAAAAUUACUAGACUUUGUGUCAAAGAAAUACUCCAAAGAUCUCCACUCCUUGAUCUCUCAACUCGUACUUAGCGGCGCUGGAAUGCCAAUGAACAGGAGGAUACGAAAUAUCAACGACUUGAUGCCACUCAUCGGAGCUCGCUUCUACACGAUGGUAGACGACGCUCUUGUGAGAGGAGACGAGAUUGAAAAUCAGCUUAGUUAUACGCUCGAAAAUGGUCGACUCUUCCGGCUGAUUUGCAAGCUUGGAGUAGCAGACCGCGGAGAAUACGGCCAGUACGAAACUGGCGAUCGCUAUUUGCUCAAACUCUUCAGAAACUAUUUAUUCCACCAAGUCGGCCCAAACGGCACUCCUUUCAUGGACCUUUUCCAUGUGAUCAACUGUCUGAACAAACUGGACUCGGCGAGCAGCGAGCGUUUUGUGAUGAAUUCGCGGGACAACGAAAACGUGCUCGUCGUGUCUUACGCCGACAUCCACCACGCACUUCAGAAAUGCUUCCAGGAGCAGCUCGACCACCCACCGUCCUGA
Messenger RNA from Oikopleura dioica, 1905 nucleotides. The record is from the annotation of a GenBank genome assembly. Lineage: Eukaryota; Metazoa; Chordata; Appendicularia; Copelata; Oikopleuridae.